CCACCGGAGGUGGGGGGGAGGGGCGCGCAUCCAAAGAGGCGGUGGGGGUGGGAAGAGACUUGGCAAUUUUCCCAAGAUGCAACGGGGCUGAUGCUCCCCCUGUAGUCGUCCUUCGCCGCCGCCUCCUCCAUCUCUUGACACGCUCCUGGGGUACAACAAUGGAUCUUGUCCUGAAUUAUGCAGACAGCUCCAUAUUGACGCCAUAUAUUUAUCCAGCAACAUGGCCUGAAGAUCACCCUUUUCGGCAGAUUAUUAGCCUCUUUGUUAUAACAAACUUGGGUGCUCUUAUCCUUUAUUUGCUGUUUGGGAGUCUCAGCUACUACUUCAUAUUUGAUCACUCACUAAAGGAACACCCCCAAUUUUUAGAGAAUCAAGUACAACGUGAGAUAAAAUACGCUCUCAAUUCAUUGCCGUGGAUCAGCGUGCCCACUGUUGCUAUUUUCUUUGCUGAAGUCAGAGGCUACAGCAAGCUUUAUGACAACAUUGAAGACUCACCUUUUGGCUGGUUUGGUGUUAUCCUCAGCAUGCUGUCUUUCCUCUUCUUCACUGAUAUGUGCAUUUACUGGAUUCAUCGAUUUCUCCACCACAAAGUCUUCUAUAAGCGUUUACACAAGCCUCAUCACUUAUGGAAGAUUGCAACUCCAUUCGCAAGCCAUGCUUUCCACCCUGUAGAUGGCUUCCUUCAAAGCAUCCCUUAUCACAUCUACCCGUUCCUUUUCCCUCUGCACAAGGUGACCUACUUGGGCCUUUAUAUUUUCGUUAACGUCUGGACAAUCUCAAUUCAUGAUGGGGACUACCGUGUUCCUCACGUGUUGAAGGAGAUCAUCAAUGGGUCUGCCCAUCACACCGACCACCACUUAUACUUCGAUUACAACUACGGCCAGUACUUCACGCUCUGGGAUAGAAUUGGGGGUUCAUACAAAAACCCUUCGUCUUUUGAAGGAAAGGGCCCCCACGAUCUUCUGAAAAAGCUGAAAGAGAGCAAAUUGAACAGUUUGAGAAAUGGCCAUGGGGAUGAGGACAUGCUAGGAGACAGCCUUAAAAAUAAAUAGGUUGCUUUCUAUCCUGGGUUUUAAAGCCUGGUGUAUAAUCUUUGUAAAGAACUAUGUAAGAUUAGGGCACCCUCUCCUGUAACACCAUUGGAAGCCAGGCAGUGUAGACACGUGUGGAAUCUUGUUGAUGGAAUUCUGACAUUGGGAACUGAGCUGUUCUGUAAUGAGUGCUGGUCUUGGUGAGCCGAAAGAAACAAGAUCUAGUUCCACAGCAAUGCCUUUAACGUUGAUACAGUAAUGGAGAAAGUGGCCUUGAUGCUAGUGAUGGCUCAUUAAUUCGGGAAUCUUCCCUUUUCUUGCAUGAUACGUAAAUCCAACGUGUGACUUCUGCUGUUGUCAUUGAAAUGAGACUAGAAGCCCUUUGCUUCUUGGCGUGAAGCUAACACUGCAACUCUUGAGCCCAGAUCAACAAGAUGCUGCAAGUCAGUGCCAUGUAGUUAAGACAUGAUACCUGCCUUUGCAACUGCAUUCACUAGAAUGAAAAUGGACACUUAGUAGAAGGAAGGAACUCGGCAUGUUAAUUGUUCAUUCUGCAAGUGAAAGCCGACAUCAAACAUACAAUAUACCUGUCAUUUUCUAGCAGGUGGUGCAUGCAUUUUCCACAUGCACCAAUCUGUCAAGGCAAUAAGAUAAUGAGGAACAGUUUCACAUGAAGCAUAGACAUGUCCAUAUUUGUUUUGUAGGUUGUUUAACAACCCCCCCCCCUAAAUUUUUGUGGCUUUUAUUGUGUUGCAAUGUUCUCUCUGAAUUGCCAAGUGCUUAUGUGCUGGUAGCUUACCCAGCUUCUGCUACCAUUGAUGUUGCAGGAUAGACCCUUGCUGGGUAGUUUGAUGUCCCUCAGUCAAAAGCAUCACAAAAGAAAUGAAGAAGCGCAGUCCAGAAACUUGGCUUAUUUUCAAGAUGCCUUUUACUAUGCUUUUAGAAAUACUAUGGCUUGCAUUUUGCAGUGAGUUGCACUGGAGGGCAUUAUAACCUUGCUUUUCCAUAAAAUAUUUGGCUGCGUUAUAGGCUGUCAGUGCCUUUAGCUUCAGAUGAAGAAUGACCAAUUAUUCUGAAGCUUGUGAAAAUCAGGGGGUUUAGGAGUGGAGGGGGAAACUGUGUUGCUGGGUGAAAUUCCCCCCUUUCAAGGAAUUAAAAUAAACUGAACCCUCUUGUGUAGCUAGCUUCUCUUUUAAGCCUUCUAAUAUUUCACAGAUUUUUGCCAGCAUUUUUAGACUGUACAGUAUUGCUUUACACACACACACACACACCACAAAAUUCUGCCACUCAGUUCAUUUUUGUGGGGCUUGCACAGGGAAAUUCAGUUGGUGGGCUGAGCCCAGCAGAUAGUCUAAGGUGUCUCCUUGGCACUCUCUCUCUCUUUUUAAAAAAAUUGCUGCUUGUUUCCUUUUACAUGUGCAUUUUGAAGUCUAAACACAGAAGAAAUGGUUUCAGCAGACAUUCACCAUGCUACAUUUUACUGCUUUGAUAAAUUUAUAGAUUACUGAAGAUUGUACAAAAAAGUUCUGUUUUAUGAUAUUUUGAAGGAUGUUAGUUUUUAUUCUUUUCAACCAGGUUGUGAAACUGCCCAUAAAAUGCUUUCAGGAGAUCAAAGCAUGAAUACUGUUGUGUUGUGUUAUAUUAAGUUAAAUGUAGGCUUACAAAAUUGCCUUCAGUGAAUAAGAAAAAAAUGCUUGUGAAUGUGAGCUUUCUGAAACUGCAGAGGGUGGUAGGGUAUGUGGUUAACAGAAGUAAGGUUGAUUGCCUUGCACCCAGAACUAGGGAAUGCAGCAAAAAAUAACUUGAGGACUAAAGGUCAAAUGUUUCUUCUAUACAGAACAAGGCAGAGUUACUGCUCCCCUCACCAUAUUCAGACCCUGAUCCCACCUAUUUAUAUAGGUGUCAUUGACUAAUGCAAUAUGUUUAUUUGAAACUUUGUUUGGGUUGCCCUUCCAAAGCUUAAGUGAAUUGAAACCUAAGGAUUCCUCUAUAUGAGGUGCAUACCCUCUGUCUGGGGAAAUUGGGCUCUAUGAUGAUGACUUCUACAUGGCCACGUUCAUAUCUUGCACCAGAGGCAUUUGGUGGUAUAUACAGACUAGGAUCAACUCAAGUUUGUUUUUAAAGCUACUAGCCUUUAUCAUGGGCAGUUCCUGAAGAGUUGAAGAGGAGUUCCUUUACCCUUCAGCAUCCAACUUGCUGUGAAGGAUGACAAAGGGGAAAGUCUGCCGGGAACCUGAAUUUGGAGUUUUUAUGCAGAACGCCACAACCUCCCUUCUCUGCACUUUCACUUAAUUGCUGCUGCUUGAAGAAUCAUGGAUAAUUCUCCCUUGCCAAAGGAACUGGGAUCCUUGUGUUUUUCCUUAAUAUGCUUAUAUGUAUUCUGCAAGAACUGCAAAAGGUUGUUUUUGCACACCCAUUGGUAGUGGAGUAGGGCUCCUCAAAAGCUGGGCACUAGAGAGGCAGCUGCUGAAGAUAACAGACAUCCUUGGAGGACCGCUGGUUGAUAUCUGUUGCUGUGUUGCUAAACCAACAGAUAUCUGUUGCUGUCAGAGAGGGUCAGCUGGUUGUGAUUCGGGGCAAGGAGGCAACUAUUGGGAGGAGAGCAGCAAGAGGAACUUUCUCACUGUAUCUAGUAACCCCUUGGUAAUCUUCACAGCUACCUGCUGCUCCCUCCUGGUCAUGUUAGAAGAUCAUAGGUUUUUGAAAGGCUUCUCCCCCACAGUUCACAGUGACUAGGAGCAAGUCAAACUUUCAGCCCAUUACUUAUUGAACUUUGGAGUUGCGUAGCAAAAAAGGCGAAGAGGACAUAGAAGGGUUUUGCAUGUCAUUGUUAAUAAAAGGUGACGAUGGUUUCUAAAUGUGAAAUGGAAUUGUUUACCUGUUUGUUCACGCUAAUGUUUCCUGGCAAUUAAAAUGUUAUGUACUUAAAGCUGCUUUUGAGUUUAAGGAGUAAAUGAUAGAGGAUCUGUUAUGGAAGGGAAGAGCGCAGAUGUAGCUGAUGCCUAACUCUCUUUCCCUCCUGACAUCUGCCAAGUAGAAUGACUGGUUAUGGGGAUUUUGUGGGAACCAUCCACUCUAGCACAAUCCAAUGCAAAAGUAGAAGUUAAAAUGCAUAUCUUGGGCCUGGAUGUACAUCUAGUUGAUGGGGUGCAAUCAUUUCCUACAAGGUAAUGGAUGUCUUGAUUUAGUAUAGCAGCUUAAAAGAUGCAGGUUGGACACGAGGGGGAGCACUUGAGUCUAAGCAGAAAUGGAAUAGCUUUCAAGACAAACUAGAGGCUGUCGGCUUACUCAGAGGCAAGAGAAAGAAAGCAAAAUAUAUGCAAUGCUAAAAGCUCAUAGUGUUCUUUAAAUGGUCAGAUUAAAUGAAACUGGAGAGCCACUGCUGGUCAGUGUGCAAGAAGUAAGUUAGGUAGACCAAUGGCCUGGAGCUUUUUGAAAUGGCAACUUUACCGUGACUUUACUUUGAGAGGAUGGAUCUGUUCACACACUGGCCAGAUUUAUCCCAAAGUCCUUGCGAUAUUUCAGACCCGAUUUGCAUUUUACACAUGAUUCGAGUCGUGUAACACAACGCAAUUUGAGUUGCAUACAUACGAUUCACAUUUUAUCCAUAUUAGAACCUCACCCAAUUUAUGUCUGGGGUGGGAAAAUCCUUCUUUUGCGACUGAGUAUCCAUCUUAUGCAGUACUCACAGUAAAGCCUUGCAGUAAACCCAUGGUAAAGCUUGCUGUCUGAAAAAGCUCCUGGCAUGAUACACAGUUUCGUAUGCUCCAGUGUCUGGGAUUCAUUCUGCAGAGCACUAAUGACCUCUUGAGACGGACAAUAUGGUCAAGUUUGGAUGACAACUUAUCUCCCCAUUGUGGCUGUCCAACUGGCACUUCCUUGAAAUAGUUUUUUAAAUAAAUAAAUAAAUAAAUUGUACCUGGUUGUAAUUACUAUAGCUGUGCAUAUGCAGGCAUCGAAGUGGCCACACUAAUUGCCCUGUAACUGAAUUAAAGUGACAUUUGCAAUAUCA
Hemicordylus capensis (graceful crag lizard) is the source of this 5043-nucleotide messenger RNA. RefSeq names its product sterol-C5-desaturase (gene SC5D). Gene Ontology annotation, molecular function: iron ion binding; oxidoreductase activity. Bases 159 to 1052 code for a protein of 297 amino acids. The record is from RefSeq and is a predicted model, not a curated record. The transcript is spliced from 5 exons. NCBI's taxonomy places the organism in Eukaryota, Metazoa, Chordata, Lepidosauria, Squamata, Cordylidae.